Messenger RNA from Macadamia integrifolia, 834 nucleotides. RefSeq names its product ADP-ribosylation factor 1. Gene Ontology annotation, cellular component: Golgi apparatus; cytoplasm. Gene Ontology annotation, biological process: vesicle-mediated transport; intracellular protein transport. Gene Ontology annotation, molecular function: GTPase activity; GTP binding. The record is from RefSeq and is a predicted model, not a curated record. Lineage: Eukaryota; Viridiplantae; Streptophyta; Magnoliopsida; Proteales; Proteaceae.
UGGUACUCGUCCUUAGUCUGGUACUGGAGUCGGAAAGGACCAAGAAGCCAAGGACAACGGAGAUAAUUUGCAGUCAUUCUCGUCUCAGAAUCUUCAAAUUGCGGAGAAUUCGAAAAAUCUAAACGAAGGGCUGCCCGAAACCCCAAUUGCCAAUCAGCUCCGCGUCUCGCUUUCAAUUCAAGCUCUCUUAACCAUUUUUCUGUUGUGAAGAAGAAUAAUUCAGCAGAGCAAGCAUCAGCAGGCCCUGUUCUUCAGCAAGUGGGAACAGGGUUCUGCUCAGCAGAUCUGAUAAUCUCAGCUGUUGAUCCGCUAGCCAUUAAUGGGUAUUCUGUUUACUCGAAUGUUCUCGUCGCUGUUCGGUAAUAAGGAGGCUCGGAUCCUUGUUCUCGGGCUGGACAAUGCGGGAAAAACUACAAUUUUAUAUCGGCUUCAGAUGGGGGAAGUUGUCUCCACAAUUCCAACAAUUGGGUUUAAUGUGGAAACGGUGCAGUAUAACAAUAUCAAAUUUCAAGUAUGGGAUCUAGGUGGCCAGACAAGUAUCCGGCCAUAUUGGAGAUGCUAUUUCCCAAAUACACAAGCCAUCAUAUACGUUGUCGAUUCCAGUGACACUGAUAGACUAGUAAUAGCCAAAGAUGAAUUUCAUGCAAUUUUGGAGGAGGAAGAGUUAAAAGGUGCAGUUGUCCUCAUUUUUGCAAACAAGCAGGAUCUCCCUGGUGCACUAGAUGAUGCUGGAGUAACUGAGGCCUUGGAGUUGCACAAGAUUAAAAACCGUCAAUGGGCAAUUUUUAAAACUUCUGCCAUAAAGGGUGAAGGCCUCUUUGAGGGCUUGGACUG